UUUUCCCUUUUUUUUCCUUUUUUAUAUUUUAUUUGUUUCAUUAUAGCUCCAACACAUAAUAUGUUGAUUAGAAUUUUACCAUAGUGUUUAUUGUAGUUUUAUUCCCCUAGCUAGUUGGUAUAAUAAGUGCCAAUAGUAAUAUUUUCUAUCUGAAAAAUAUUACUAGUAUUUACUACAAUCUUUAAUUGUUCGUGACACAUUGACACAUGAGACAUUCUUAACCAAUGGUAUGAAAUUUCGAAAUAUGCGGAUAUAUUUUAUACACAGCGAGUAUAUAUUCAAUGAAAAGGUUUUCCCGUAUGAUAUUUUUUAUCUUCCAAAAUUACUUUUACAUGUGAUGCAUGGGAACAACUUGACAAACAUGGACAUUUUGAUGCCUGAACAUAUCUUUUAGAAAUGUGCAUGCAAAUAUUUUUAUCCGAUGAGUUAACUUUUAGGAUUUGUCUCAACAUAUUAUCUGACAUAGAUGAAAAAGUUUUUUUAGCUAUGCUCCCUCUGUUCCUAAAUGUAUGACGUUUGAACUGCCAAAAUGUCUUAUAAUUGGGAACCGAGGGAGUAUAUUUGUGAAGUUCGUCUGGAAAUGUUUCUCGCGAGAAUAUAUAUAUGACCAAGCGUAGAGUGUUGUACGUAACAUUAAGAAAGAGGCUUGACAGAGUUGAGGUUCCGGAUGUCUGGUACAUACUCCCUCCGUUCCAAAAUAGAUGACUUUAUACUUAAUCUAUUUUGGAACGGAGGGGGUACGUGUGUUUUGAUAGGCUCCGGUAGGCAGUCUGUGUCAUGCGUAGAGCUAUUAUUGACUGACGGGUGCAAGCCAACAAAGCUCCCAGCUCCGAGCCAAGAAGGGUAUCAACUACUUGAGAGCCCAGUGGCGUCGUCGACGAACAUGAGGAAGACGACUUACGACGACUUGGGGUUUACAAGGUCCAUAGCUUUCUCCAAGACAUACAGACCACCCAAAAGCCAUCCAUACUGCCCAAUUUUCCAUAACGGCGGCUAGGCAGGGCAAGCAGCAUGACCCUAUAUAUGAACCCAUCGAUCGAACUGUCUCACUCUCACUUGAGCACCUUCCUUCUCCAGUUCUCCCUCUCCUCGGUAAAUUGAGCGCAUAUUGGCGAUGGGACUCUCAAGUGCCGUGACAUGGUGGGAGGAGUGGCAGCUGCGCAUCCUCGUCCUCACCAGCCUCUUCAUCCAAUACUUCCUCUUCUUCUCCAUAUAUGUGCGUAAAGUUCCUGGCCUACGUAGCUUCAGAGUGCUGGUGUGGAUCGCGUACGUAAGCAGCGACGCUGUGGCGAUCUUUGCCCUCGCCACCCUCUUCAACCGCCACAGGAACAUUUGUGAUGAGAAGGGCAGCAACCUGGAGGUCCUAUGGGUGCCUGUCCUCAUCAUCCACCUUGGCGGCCAACCAACGAUAAGUGCCUACAGCCUCGAAGACAACGAGCUAUGGAAACGACAUAUAGUAACCCUUGUGUCUCAGGUCACGAUCGCCUUGUAUGUCUUCUGCAGAUGGUGGUCCGGCGAGAAGACGCAGCUGGCGGCAGCGGUUUUGCUCUUUAUUCUUGGCAUUCUCAGAGCUGCCCUAAAGCCAUGGGCCCUCAGGACCACCAGUUUUAACAGCUUCCAAGCCUGCAGCACUGUGCCCCCGCCAAGGGCGGAAAGAGAAUAUACGCUUGAAAAAUAUGUACAAGAAGCAAAGAAGUGUGUACUGGACAUGAAGGAAGACAGGGACCGCAAGUAUGUCAUCACGAGCGAUUAUAUGUUUGUUGACCAGCCUGCUCCAUACUCUGUUCGAAUUGAAGUGUUGACAUCUUUCCUGAAGCUUGAAUAUAAGCAUGCAUACAGUAAGUUGCAGGAGCGGCUAGGAAAGACAUUUGAUGGCAUGUACUCCGGAACUAGGUCAGGUGUCACUGGUCUUGGCCUCAGCUCAACCUGUUUGCUUCCGUUCCUAGCCUUGGCUUCUAUUGCGCUCUUUGCCAUGAGCGGCAAGGAUGGUCAGAAUGAGAAGGACAUUAGGGCGACAUACAUCCUAUUAUGCUGUACCACCGUGUUGGAGCUCAUGUUUCCCUUCAUGCACAACAUAAUGUCUUUAUGUGUUCGCAAGAAGAAGCCCACAUUCCUGAUGAAGCUUGCUACCUUUGACUUUCUAAGGGAGUUCUUUAACCAACAUUGGUAUAUUCAGCAAAUGCCUAUAGCCUACCAGAUCAUGGGGAAAGCUCGCCGGCACAUGGAAGAUGGUUGGAAGAAGUACAUAUGCGACACUACAAGUUACAAAAGAUUCAAUGAGCUCCGAGGCCAGUGGGCUCUAAGGAGGCACCAUCAGCUAGGGUGGAGCUUGAAUAUGCCUUUCGACCGGAGCGUCUUCAUCUGGCACAUCGCCACAGACCUCUGCUUUUAUCACCCCAACACAUCCCCGCAAUGUCGACAAGGAGAAGCCACACAGGACAGUAGGAGCAUAUCCAAUUAUAUGUUCUACUUGCUUCUCAUCCGUCCUGAGAUGCUAAUGCUUGGCGCCAGAUCAGGUCUUUUCAAGUUGGCCAACGAACAGAUCUUGAGAAACAGCGAGUCCAUCGACAUGACAGAAGAAAAUCUUGCGGGGGAUAUCCUUAUUAACACGCCGACGCUGCUAUCUGCAGAUUUUGCUGCAGAUGAUAUGAUUUCCAAUGCACGCAAACUCGCUAUAGCACUAAUGGAGCUAGACGAUGAGGAGGAGCGGUGGACUGUGAUCCAAGGCGUGUGGGUGGAGAUGCUCUGCUAUUCAGCCAGCAGAUGCAGGGGCUACCUGCAUGCCAAGAGCUUGGGUGAAGGCGGGGAGUUCCUCUCCUACAUCUAUCUCCUUGGGUCGUUCAUGGGAAUGGAGACGUUGGCUGAUAGGCAUCACAGGUCAGAGCCUCUUGAAUGUGAACAAGAAGAAGCACUUCCUUUCCGUUCCCAAGGGAGAGAUGGUCAAUGUCAAUCUGCAGAUGGCGACAUGCCCCCAGUCUAAGUAGGUGCGCUUUAACUAUUUGUUGCUUCUAUUACUUGCUACCGGUGAGGAAGCCAUUGCUUGACAAGUGGUGCUAAUGCUACCGGUGGAAGAUUUUGUCUUGAUCUCUUACAGCGCUGUGUUGAUUGUUGGUGUGGUGCUCAUGUUCUAAAGCAGAAUAUAAGCAUAUAUGUGUCUGUAUAUUCCUUGCUACAGCGUGCAGUAAGUGUAAGAAUGGAUUUUGUGCGAUGGUCAUUUCAACAUUUGAUAACCCAGUUGAUGUAUUAUUUGCUACCUAAAGCUCAAAGCAUCGAUGCAGUUUAUGUUCUUUAA
Molecule: messenger RNA, 3292 nt
Organism: Triticum dicoccoides
Lineage: Eukaryota; Viridiplantae; Streptophyta; Magnoliopsida; Poales; Poaceae
Exons: 2
Coding region: 1115-2980 (621 amino acids)
Source: RefSeq, a predicted model, not a curated record